This is a messenger RNA of Protopterus annectens (West African lungfish), 3003 nucleotides long. It is a transcript of the gene SIRPB1, whose product is annotated as signal regulatory protein beta 1. The record is from RefSeq and is a predicted model, not a curated record. NCBI's taxonomy places the organism in Eukaryota, Metazoa, Chordata, Ceratodontiformes, Protopteridae. Gene Ontology annotation, cellular component: plasma membrane. The coding region runs from base 861 to 2285 and encodes 474 amino acids. The transcript has 16 exons.
ACUGCAUUUUCUAAAAUGUUAUUACUGGCAUUUUGGGAUUAAUGCAAUUCCUUUUGACAUGCAAUUGUUAAAAAGAGUGUAAACAUUUUAAUAUGUUUCAUUCAUAUCAUCCUCAAGUAAGUGACUUGCAGAAGUUUAAGUUAAGAUAUGAAUCAUAACUUACGGAAGCAGAAAUCAACAAAGAAAGGCACAGUUUGUAUGAGGGCGGAUGUGUUGUUAUGUCAAUCGAGUGCAGAGUUACUCAAUCCAUAUUGAGGGGAACUAGCAAACAGUACCAGGUAUUACCUGAAUUAGCACAGUGAUGGGUUUAACAGCAUAGCCAUAAGGCACAGAAUUGUACUUGCUCCUAUCACGACUAUCUCAUGCAAAACAGCAAGCUUGAUCCAGAUGUCUUCAUCUGAAAGAUCCACAGGGUAAUGGAGUGAUCCAAAAGUAAAUAUUUCCAUCACUGCCAGGACCCAAAGAGCCCAAGGAAUAGAAAGGGACCCAAAGAGCCCAAGGAGCAGAAAGGGACCCAAAGAGCCCAAGAAGUAGAAAGGGACCCAAAGAGCCCGAAGAGUAGAAAGGUUGCAAACGGGUAAUGGAGUGAUCCAAAAGUAAAUAUUUCCAUCACUGCCAGGACCCAAAGAGCCCAAGGAAUAGAAAGGGACCCAAAGAGCCCAAGGAGCAGAAAGGGACCCAAAGUGUUUACAAGAGUUUCCAGUAAAACAACAAGGGCAUUGCAAAACAUGCUUGCAGAAGGUUUUAUGAAAGCACUUUGACAAUCUGAAAUGUUGCAGAAGCAAAAAUUGAAGACGUAGUGCAGAACAACAAGGAAAUCUAAAACAGAGUUGCAAGUGUUGACAGAUGAAGAGAUAGCAAUGGGCUCCUUUAUGUAUUGGCGGAGUUUUGAACUUGUUGCAUGCAGCUUCCUAAUUGCUGUGUUUGUCAUUAAAGGUGAUGCUGCCGAUUUGGUCAUAAAACAGGAACCAGAUGUAUUCUCAGAAGAAAAAAGUAAUGCUCAAUUGAAUUGUACUUUGUCACAUGGAGGUCUUGUAGGUGCUGUCAGAUGGUACAAGAAAGCAAAACAUAGCCAAGAUAAGGAAGAAGAUUUUUUCUCAGACCAAAUAUCAAGUGCGAACGUAUCCUGGAACAUUAAAGAUGGGCGUAACACAGAUUUCUCUAUCACAAUAAAAGAUGUUCGCUUUACUGACAGCGGAAAUUAUGUAUGCCGAAAAUUAGCAACAAAGCCAAUAUCUGGUAACCCGUUAACCAGUCUCUGGGUUUACAGAGGUUCUUUGAAAUUAACAGCACCAGAUAACAGAGUUAAAACAGGUGAUGCAAUUACUUUCAACUGUAAAAUUGCUGGAUUUUUCCCAAGCAGUACUGACGUUGUAUGGGAAAAAAAUAAUGCAGAAAUCCCAAUUUCAGAGAGAAUUGAUUUAAAAAAAAUCUUAACUGAAGACAACAAUCCCGAAUUAACUAGCACAAUUUCCAUUGUUGCUAGCAAGGAAGAUAUUAAAUCAUCUAUCAAAUGUCGCAUAAAGCAUCCUAAUCUGAACGUUGCACUGAAUGCAACAUAUGACAUUGGAAGGAGUAUUCAAGUGAGUCCGUCUGUUAAGAUUGAUCCGCCAAAUCCAAAAGCCAUAAUGAACACCACUAUAAAGUUAACCUGCAUAGUAGAUGGAUUUUAUCCGAAAAGUGCACAAACAAUAAAGUGGUUUGAAAAUAAUGCACUCAUUAACGGUAGUAACGAAGAUAUUAAGGAGGAGACUGAUGGAUCAUUCAGUAUGAAUAGUACCUUGGAGGUGUAUGCAACACAGAAAAGAGACAAUUCUGAGUAUAAAUGUGAAUUUCAUUAUGGCCCACGUCCUGAAAUCAUCGAUGCCAAAGUUGUGUUGUCAGUGGAUGAAAGCAUGCCGAAUUUAUUAUGGUUUGCCGUAGCAGCAGGAGGAGGGGUCUUGCUCAUCAUCAUAAUCGUUGUCAUUGUAGUUGUCGUAAAACGAAAGAGAAAAACCUUCAUAUCAAAUGUAGAAUAUGCAACCAGUGUUCGAAAAAAGAUUCCACCAGAAAAUAUCUGCCAGUGUCCUCAUCCAAAGCCUCGAAAACCAACAGAUACAUUACCUGCUCCUCCUCCCCCUCCCCAGGCCAGGACUCGAAAAAACAGAGACGAGCAACAGAAAAACACAUCUCAGGGACAAAGAGCUUCUAGAAGUCCAGCACCUAAUUGUCCACCACAGGGACAAAGAGCUUCUAGAGGUCCAGCACCUAAUUGUCCACCACAGAGGAAAAGAACUGAUCAAUAACAAAUGCAAGUAAUGGAACAAACUUCUUCAAUAAUCAAUAAGAUCUAAAAGCUUUGCCUGAACAGAUUUUAUAUUUAUGUUGCCCACUGGAAGCAUGGAUGUGGUGUGAAGGAACUAUUACAGUAUAACCUACCAGACCAACCUCACAAGGGAUGCAAAUAUAUUACUGUAAUUAAAGACUGAUUAUGAAAGAAUGCUAAAUAUGAUACUAUCAAGAGCCAAGUCCUACAAAUAAAUAUAUAACAAAAGUCAGCAGCAGGAGCAACAGAAGACACUUAUCCAUUCAUAGCACUGAUGAUCACAAAAUGAUCAAGUUGGGCAUGUCCCUAAAUCUUAACUGGAAUUUACUUUUGGAAUUGGCUGAUCUUAUUUUCUGAAUUUUUAUGUUAUUUUUACCUCAAAGUGUACAUAACUUCAUCGUGUACAAUGCUUACAUGAUAGACUUCCAAUGAAAGAACUUGAAGAGAACACAUUCAGAUCAAAUAAAUAUUUAUUGUAGAAAAUCACAUUUUUCAUGUUGAUGUCAUGGUAAACACCAUAUUGAGAAGUGAGUUUAUGAGUAGAAAUCCAUAUCUUUUGAAUGAAAUAAAUGUAUUUCAUGAGUGUAAUCUCAGUAAAUAAAAAAAAUAAUCAUAGAAAUGCAGCAAACAUCAUGAGCUAUUCUGAGUGCAAUCUUUUUUGAAAAUGAUAUCAUGAUAAUAAAGGACUCUCCAGCACA